AUGAACGAAGACGAAUGUCGAAAGGAUUGCCCAAAAAUACAAAAAUUUGGAAGGCCUUUAUCAACGACAACCACAGUCACAUCGCCAACUUCCACUACGGCAGCAUCAUCUUCUGAUGCAAGCGCUGCUAGCGAAGCAAGUUCCAGCAGUGAAGCGACAAGUACCACCACCGAAGCAAAUGUCAUUGAUGAUGAAGUACUGGUACUUUGCAAAAAGAUGAAUGCGAAGAAGGACAACUCGACGAGAUAUGCCUGCAAGCGCGAUGGCAAGCACUUCCCAAGGGUGCCUACGUGCGAGCGUCAUUGCAGAGGUCGUCCAGAACUCUGCCGACUCGAUCUUGUUAACAAUGAAGACAGAGACAACACCGACAUCACCAUCAACGGUUACUGGUACGACACAAGGUUCAACCACGACGACAACCACAGAAUCGACUACAACAACUUCUACUGUACCUUCUACAACUAUAACAAGUACUAUUACUGCUACGACAGAUACAACACUACAGAAUUAAAAGAACUUGGAAGGCCUUUACCAACGACGCCGAAAGUCACACCGCCAACUUCCACUACGGCAGCAUCAUCUUCUGAUGCAAGCGCUGCUAGCGAAGCAAGUUCCAGCAGUGAAGCGACAAGUACCACCACCGAAGCAAAUGUCAUUGAUGAGGAAGUACUGGUACUUUGCAAAAAGAUGAAUGCGAAGAAGGACAACUCGACGAGAUAUGCCUGCAAGCGCGAUGGCAAGCACUUCCCAAGGGUGCCUACGUGCGAGCGUCAUUGCAGAGGUCGUCCAGAACUCUGCCGACUCGAUCUUGUUAACAAUGAAGACAGGUUUGUCUGCGUGCGGGAAAGCAACAGGAGCAUCAGUUACGAUGUCCGGAAUCGAAGCAAAUGUGAAGACGAAUGCAGUGAAAAAGAAUUUUGCGCCAAACAACCCGGAGAGUUUUCGGCAGGGACACAAAUCUUCACAUGCAAGUACUACGGUUAUAGAAAUUCGGCAGGGGUUUCUUUUUUCACAAGCAAAAGCAAGUGUCGGGAGGAAUGCCCAGAAACUGCUAUUCUCAGCAGUAAAACUACGGCUAGCAGCGAAGUUAGUACGAGAAAACCAAUGCCACCAUCGCCAUGUAAGUUAACCUAUUCUUAG
Messenger RNA from Cylicocyclus nassatus, 1140 nucleotides. Lineage: Eukaryota; Metazoa; Nematoda; Chromadorea; Rhabditida; Strongylidae. The record is from the annotation of a GenBank genome assembly.